ACACGUGGACGGAAGGGUUGUUGACUGUGGCUAUGCGGGAAUAGCUGGCGAAUAGGGUUGUCGCUGCUGCACCCCGACGCCAUGUGAACGUCCGAUCUGCGCGCCCACGUUGUGGAUGGACUUUAAAUACCUGAAAAGAAUCCUCUCAGAACCCUACCAACCUGCUUGGGGCUUUCUCUCCUGCGCUACAGCGAGAGCGAGAGAGAAAAACUGAAAAAGAGAGAGGGAGUUUUGAAACAGAGGAGGGAUGGAAUGGCCGAAGUCUCUCGACGAGUACGAGAAGCUUGUUAUUCGGAUGAACAAUCCAAGGGUGGUUAUUGACAAUGCAGAUUGCGCCACUGCAACUCUGGUGAAGGUUGAUAGCGCGAGGAAGGAUGGGAUUUUUCUCGAAGCUGUGCAGGUGCUCACUGACCUUGACCUCUCGAUCCGAAAGGCCUACAUAUCCUCUGAUGGCCGGUGGUUCAUGGACGUCUUCCACGUCACCGACCGUCAUGGCCAGAAGCUCACCGAUGAAAGCGUUAUCUCCUACAUAGAACGAUCCAUUAGUUCAGCCGGCGACGAAACCGACCCAGAAUCCUGCGGACUGGAGGCCCUCACAAACCUAGAGCUCGUCGGUACCGACCGCCCGGGGCUCCUCUCUGAGGUCAUUGCCGUCCUCACCGACCUUCGCUGCAGCGUGGUCGAAGCGAAGCUCUGGACUCACAAGGGCAGAAUCGCAGCGCUCAUCUCCAUCAAGGAUGAGGACUCCGGCACGACGGUUGAAGACUCCGACAAGAUCCGCCGCAUCGAGGCUCGCCUACGCAACGUUGUUCGCGGGGCUACCACCGCUUUGUCUUCGUCCUCCACCGAGGCUGCCGGAGGAACCCGUGCUGAUCGCCGUUUGCAUCAGAUGAUGUUCGCCGACCGCGACUAUGAGCUCCGGGGCGGCGGUCAGCCCUCUGUCUCCGUACAAAACUGGGCAGAGCGGGGUUAUUCGAUAGUCAACGUGCAGUGUUCCGACCGUCCAAAACUUCUGUUCGACGUCGUUUGCACUCUCACCGACAUGAAGUACGUCGUCUUCCACGGAACCAUCGACACCAUCGGAGAUAGAGCCUAUCAAGAAUUCUACAUUCGGCAUUCUGACGGAAGCCCGAUUAGCUCCGAAGCCGAGCGGCAGAGAGUGAUCCAAUGCUUGCAAGCAGCCAUAGACCGCAGAGCAUCCGAGGGUUUAAGAUUGGAGCUUUGCGUGGCGGAUCCAGGUAGAAGGUUGCUUGCUGAGGCCACUAGGACUUUUAGGGAGAAUGGGCUAUCGGUGACAAGGGCAGAGAUGUCGACAAAGGGGGAGAUUCCCGUGAACGUCUUCUACGUGACGGACGCCGGCGGCCACCCAGCCGACCGAAAAACGAUCGAGGAUGUCAUCAAACGAAUCGGCGCUGGCAGCCUCAAGGCCUGCGAGGAUCGGCCGCUGUGGACCGGACAAAAGCGGCCUGGCUCGGACCGUGACGAACCUUCCGGUCUUCUAUAUCUGGGCAAUUUGGUGAAGCGGAAUCUAUACAACCUGGGACUCAUCAGGUCCUGCUCAUAGAGAAUUAUUCGGUUUUCCUGCUUCAGUUUGUUGUCUUUGUACAUAGAAGGGAAAAUAUUAUUUGGUUGCUGUUAGAAUGUGCUUUCUGAUGUCCUAAAAAUAUAUAAUCUGAUAGAGAGAUAGAAAAGAAGAAAGAAAGUGAUGGGUAGAUUUGCCAGAGUGAAAGUUGAGCAGUAUUAGGUAUUCAAUGGUGUAUACAUAUAGAUUUGAAUUGUGUUUUAGUAGUGAAUCAUUGAUUGAUAGUUGUUGAUCAUUCAAGUUUUGCUUGUUAAGUUGGCAAUGAACUUGUACUGAGCAUGGAAGGAGUUGUUUAAAAUAAAGCGGGUUUUAUAAA
Messenger RNA from Dendrobium catenatum, 1898 nucleotides. Its product is annotated as ACT domain-containing protein ACR8. NCBI's taxonomy places the organism in Eukaryota, Viridiplantae, Streptophyta, Magnoliopsida, Asparagales, Orchidaceae. Bases 248 to 1564 code for a protein of 438 amino acids. The transcript has 5 exons. The record is from RefSeq and is a predicted model, not a curated record.